This is a messenger RNA of Funneliformis caledonium, 977 nucleotides long. The record is from the annotation of a GenBank genome assembly. NCBI's taxonomy places the organism in Eukaryota, Fungi, Glomeromycota, Glomeromycetes, Glomerales, Glomeraceae.
AAAGAGACAUUUUAUUCACAAAGGAAGAUGUAUUUUGUUCAGAAAGAAAAUAUUCUAAACAAGACUUCGUUGAAUUACGGCGUAAAGUGAUUUCCUUUUACAAAGUUUCACCAAAACGUGGUACUGAUUUGUUAGAAAUGGCUCAAACAGAUGUAUUUUCAACGGGAUGUUAUGGCAUUGAUGAGUUAUUGCAGGGAGGAUUUCAUUCCGGGGAAAUUAUAGAAAUCAGUGGAGAAACAGCUACAGGCAAAACUCAGCUUGCAUUCUUGACAACACUUACAAUCUUGUGUACAAAUAAAGAUAACAAAGUCUUAUUCAUUGACACUGUUUCUACAUUCUCGGCCGAACGAAUCAGAAUGUUAUUUUUGGAAAGCGAUCGAUUUGUUCAUGCAAGGGAUCAAGGAAUGAAUGAAGAAAACGUUAUGAAUAGGAUUCAAGUUUUUAAAUGUUUUGAUGUUUAUUCUAUGAUGGAAUUUAUAGAUGAUGUGAGAGAUCAUUUAGAAAACCAGUUAAUUAUCAUAGAUUCUCUCACGGCAAUAUUUGCACCACUUUUAGGAGUCUCGCAAACUCAAGGACACUCAUUAAUGGUAACAUUAGCACGAAUACUUCGUAAUUUGGCGAAGGAAUAUAACAUAGCGGUUAUGGUCAUAAACGCUGCCAUCGUAUCGAGACCAAAUAAUCCCAUCUCUGUUUUCUCUUCAACAAAAUCAAAACCUAGUUUAGGUAUAUCUUGGACAUUUAUGCCUAAUAUUCAAUUAUAUUUUACUCAUUGUAUGGUAGAAAAUGAAAUAGAGAUAAUAGAAAACGAAAGGGACAAGAUCACACAGCAGGACUAUAUGUACACGAAUCGAAAAGGAGUUGAAGUUGCAAUGAAGCCUAGGAUAUGUGAAGUACUUAGAUCAAGGAACGGGCAAAUGGGAAAAUGGUGUAUCUAUUAUAUGGGAGGAAAUGAACUUUUAACUGAUAAUAUAUCAUGA